Phaedon cochleariae (mustard beetle) is the source of this 2903-nucleotide messenger RNA. Lineage: Eukaryota; Metazoa; Arthropoda; Insecta; Coleoptera; Chrysomelidae. The record is from the annotation of a GenBank genome assembly.
CACUCUUUUGGUGAGUUGUAUGUGAAAUAAUGUGCCUCUGGUACCUACAACAAUAGGGCUAGUUUGAUAUUGAUAAUGUAUAUGGAAAACAUGAUUGUAGAUAAUACACUAAGAUUCCCACUUGAAACCAAUAUGAAUUCAUAUCCCAAUAUCUUGACUCCUCCUUCAAGCAGCGAAGAUUCCCCACAACCAGUAUAUUUUGUGGCAUCUCCAAACUCUAUUAGUUUUCAAGGACCAGAAACAUAUCUUUCUAGAGACCCAACAUUCAGUAUCCCCCAAUCUAAUGCUGUGAUCAACCCACAUGUUCUAAUGGAUGUCCAAGCAGGAGCAUCGCUGGAAUUCAUAGAGCAACCAACAGACCGAUUUAGAUUCCGUUAUAAAUCUGAAAUGGCUGGUACACAUGGAAGCUUGACUGGUGUGAAUUCCGAUAAGUCAAGGAAACAAACGUAUCCAACAGUAGAAGUACGGAACUGUGUUGGUAAAGUUAUUGUAAGAUGCUCAAUAUAUCAGUUGGCCACCAAUCCUGCCAAUCAGAAGGAUUUCAUGCCUCAUGCACAUCGGCUCAUUAUGAAAAAGGGAAAAGAUGAACUUGACGAUCCCCAUGAUAUAGAAAUUGGUCCUGAGGAAGGAUACAGAGCAGUAUUUCACGGAAUGGGGAUCAUACAUACUGCAAAGAAAAAUAUAGUAUCAGAAUUAACAAGAAAGAAGUCACAGUUGAAAAAAGAAUUUAUAGCACGUACUGAAGGAAAAAUUAGAGAACUCACAACAAAGGAACUUGUUGAGAUUAAAGGAUUGGCAGAAUCCGAAAGCAAAUCCAUUAACCUGAAUAUUGUUUGUCUAAGAUUUGAUGCCUUCAUUAAGCAAAAUGGUAUCCUUUUUCCACUUUGUGAACCUAUCUAUUCUCAUGGCAUAAAUAAUCUGAAGAGUGCGUUGACAGGAGACCUGAAAAUUUCAAGGUUGGAUCACUGUGUAAGUGAGGCGAAAGGUGGCAAGGAGGUAUACAUUUUGGUGGAACGAGUAACAAAAAAAAAUAUCAAGAUCCGAUUUUAUGAAACUGAUGAUGAAGAUAGAGUAGUUUGGGAGGAUUAUGGAAAGUUCAACGAUUUAGAUGUGCAUCAUCAAUAUGCCAUCGUUUUCAAGACACCUAAAUAUCGUGAUCAGAAUAUUAACCACACCGUUAAAGUGUUUAUUGAGUUGGUACGACCUUCGGACAUGGCACGGUCAGAGCCGAGAGAUUUUCGGUAUAUCCCAAACAAGGACAUUUAUAAAGCAGGACGAAAGCGAGCGCGGUAUGACUACAGCAGCUCCACGAGUUACGAUAGCUCAAAUAUAGGAAGUGAUGAGCUGCCUGUUGUCCUAAAUGCCCUUCAAAUGGAUCCAUCACACAAUAUCUUGAGUGGACUGAAUACGAGUAAUUUGAGCGAGGAAUUGAAGAAAGCUAUGGACGAUAUGAAUUCAGAUGAAUUCAAAAAAAUUUAUAAUGCAAACUGGGAAGAGAUUACAUCUAUUUUUGAAUUGGAUGCCCCUAAAAAUGUUAGCAGAAAUAUUGUAAUACAUCACGAAAUGGCAGAGCCCCAGAUGAACUAUUCGAAAAUAUGUGUAGAUGAAACUGAAAUUCGCGGACAUGUAGAGUGCCAGAUGAGUGACACCUCAGUAAGAGUUGUUCUCAAACUGGAAGUCACCGAAGACGAAGAACGAACAGCUGUUAGGGUUAUUCAAGAACUCCGAAGUUUCAUAAAAUCCACUCAUACAAAACAAGAAGCGAUAGAAGUCAUCAAACACUAUCUGGGAGAAGACGAAAAAACCAACGCCCUUCAUGUUGCCAUAUGCCGUAAGGAUACAGAUGCAGCAAUGUUCCUCCUCAAAAUAAUAGCGUAUUACAAACAGUUUCACCUCAUUGGAAAUAAGAACAGUGAUGGCCUAACUCCCCUACAUCUUGGUGUACUCUGUCACAAUGAAUAUUUGGUCAAGGUUUGCCUGCUGUGUCGAGCAAAAAUAUCUGCUACGGAUGGCGAGUUGAACACUCCGCUACAUCUUGCUGUCACGAAAGAUUCCUCGAAGGAGAUGUUCGAGAUGCUCCUCUGUAAUAGAGAUUGUGAAAAGAUUUCAGAAUAUGUUGAUGCCACAAAUACUAAUGGGGACACAGCACUCAUUAUGGCAAUAGAAAGAAGAAACAUGGCAGCCAUCAAAUUGCUCUGCAUGCAUGGCGCUGAUGUCAAUAAAAUACACGAUAAAAAUGGUUUCGUGCCUUUACGAUUUGCCAUAGAAAAAGAACGUACCGAUGUGGUGAAAUUUCUUUUGAGCUUGCCUUAUGUGGAUGCAUCUAUCAAGGAUUUCAUGAAUGUGUCCCCACUGUUAGCUGCUAUCAGCAAAAGUACAUCAGAAGACAUCACCAAUGUUAUUCAAAAGUACAUGGAUGAUCGUGGUAUCAAAAUUGAGGUGAAAGAAGAAAUUGAAGCGGAGUCUGAAGAAGAAGAAGAAGAAGAGGAGAUGGAAAUUGAAUUGAAAGAUGUUAAACCACAAAUUCCACUUGAUGAAUUGGAGAAACUGUACGCAAAAGUCACCAAUUUCACUCCAAAAUGUUUGGAUGAAGUUUCCGCCAUGCUUGACAGAAGUAGAAACUGGGGUCCAUUAUCCGAUUUGCUAACAGUCGAUCACUUGAUCAGUAGUGGUGUGAUAUACUCUGAUGGCAGUAUGAGCAAGGCUUUACUAGUAUAUUGUGUGGAGACUAACCAUAAUUCUUUAUGGACGAUAAGGAAUUUCUUGGAAAACUUGGAUGAACUUGGAGCUGUUCAAGCCAUGGAUACUAUGGUUAGAGAAUCAUGAAUGCGUUGGAACUUCAUAAUACCAUGUGAUAUAUUAAAUGUUGUACAAAACAGUUCAUUAUAUUAUUUUUAAUCUAU